UGACUACAUAAAAAAUUUCCUAUACUUGCGAUCCCUUUUUUAUCGGUAUACUCUCAUAUCUCAAGUGCUCUUCAGAUUCUCUUUUUAAACACGAUCGAAAUCAAUAGUUCCAUCACUGUGUCAUUGGUGAACAUGCGGAUCAUAGUACUGUUCAGCUUAUUUGCACUCAGCGUGGCUGAUGAUGCUGGCCUCAACACCAGACGCUUUCCGCCCAACUUCAAAUUCGGUGCGGCAAAUGCAGCUCCUCAAAUUGAGGGUGCAUGGAAUCUAGAAGGCAAAGGAGAAACGAUCUGGGAUCACUUCGCACAUACUUACCCAGAGAGGAUAGUAGACAGAUCCACCCCUGAUGUAGCUUGCGAUUCUUAUCAUAAAUACAAGGAAGAUGUCGCCUUGGUGAAGAAAAUGGGACUGGAUAUCUAUAGACUAUCCAUAGCCUGGUCCAGAAUAUUACCUACUGGGUACACAGACCAAGUUAACAGUCUGGGAGUUAAGUACUACAAGAACCUAUUCAAAGAACUGAAGGCGAACCAUAUCGAGCCUUUGGUGACCCUGUACCAUUGGGAUUUGCCCCAACCUCUACAAGAUUCUCUGGGAGGUUGGCUGAAUGAAACGGUUGCUGACCUCUUCGCAGAUUAUGCCAGACUAUGCUUCGAGCUCUUCAAUGAUGACGUGACUUCUUGGAUAACCAUCAAUGAGCCCAAACAGGUGUGUUUGGCUGGAUACGGCUCAGGUGCUUUCGCCCCCGGAAUACAAUCGGAUGGUGUUGGAGAUUAUGUUUGUGUGAAGAAUGUCCUGUUGGCUCAUGCAAAGGCGUAUCGUAUUUAUGAUAAGGAAUUCAGGUCGAGGAACAAAGGAAAAGUAUCAAUUGUACUAGACUCGACCUUUUGGGAACCUGGGAGUGACAGCGAAGCUGAUCAAGAAGCCGCUCAGAGAAUAUUGCAAUUCGAUUUGGGCAUUUACGGCCACCCAAUCUUCAUCGGCGACUGGCCAGAAGUAGUGAAAAGCCGCGUUGCGAUGAGAAGUCGUUUGGAAGGAUACUCGCAAUCUCGCCUCCCAGUACUCUCCGCCAAGGAGAUCGAACUCAUCAAAGGCACCCAUGACUACAUAGCCAUCAACCACUAUUCCACCCAGAUGGUCAAUGCCACUGUAGAAGCACCCAUCGGGAGACCCAGCGGAGGGGCAGACCGAAGCGUCCUAGUUUGGAACAGGCCCGAGUGGCAGAAAGGCAGCAGCGAUUGGUUCAACGUCGUGCCAUGGGGUCUUAGGAAACUUCUGAAUUGGUUGAAAAACCAGUAUGGUGACGAAGAAAUUAUAAUUACUGAAAAUGGAUAUGCUGAUACCGAUGCUACAUUAGAAGAUGACAGACGUGUUGGAUAUUAUCAGGGAUAUCUGAGCAGUUGUUUGGAUGCAAUAUACAAAGACAAUGUGAAUUUGACUGCCUAUGUUACUUGGAGUAUCAUAGAUGAUUGGGAAUGGACAGGAGGAUACUCAUCUUUCUUGGGAAUGUAUCGUGUUGACUUCAAUGACCCUGAUAGGCCAAGAAUCAAGAGGAAAUCUGCCGACUAUUUCACUAACGUAGUCAAAAACCGUUGUGUUGUUGACAAAGACCAAUGCACAGAUUCAUAAAGUUGAAAUAAUAAUGAUUGCAAAAGUACUUACUGUCUGAAAUUCAUACUGUGAUGACAAUACUUAUUCUAAUUGAAUAAAAACUAUGUUCAAAUGAGUUAAAUUAAUUACAGAACGCAGUACCAUGUAGACAUGUAAUAUCAGAUGUUAUGGUUGAGAACGAAUUAAUGUUCUCAAUGUUCCUGAA
Messenger RNA from Phaedon cochleariae (mustard beetle), 1813 nucleotides. The record is from the annotation of a GenBank genome assembly. NCBI's taxonomy places the organism in Eukaryota, Metazoa, Arthropoda, Insecta, Coleoptera, Chrysomelidae.